AUGGUGCAGAACAGCAUCAAGGAGAAGGAAGUUUAUUGUUUUUCAACUGUUCUGUUUUGUCUUCCAGGGUUUGGCAUGACCACCCCAGCCACCGUCGGAGGCAAAGUUUUUCUGAUAUUUUAUGGCCUUAUAGGAUGUGCAGGGACCAUUUUGUUCUUUAACCUGUUCCUGGAGCGCUUGAUCACUGUCAUAGCCUACAUCAUGAAGUCCUGCCACGAAAGACAGCUGAGGAGGAAAGGGGUCCUCCCUCACAAUGGCCGGCGGGGCUCGAGGACCUCUGAGGUGGACAGUCUGGCAGGCUGGAAGCCCUCCGUGUACUAUGUCAUGCUGAUUUUAUGUGUAGCAUCGAUCAUCAUUUCCUGCUGUGCCUCUGCAAUGUACACACCGAUUGAAGGGUGGAGUUACUUUGACUCACUUUACUUCUGCUUUGUGGCCUUCAGCACCAUCGGUUUCGGUGAUCUGGUCAGUAGCCAGAGCAUGAAGUACGAGAGCCAGGGCCUUUACCGCUUUGGCAAUUUUGUCUUCAUACUCAUGGGAGUGUGCUGCAUCUAUUCCUUAUUUAAUGUGAUCUCUAUUAUCAUAAAACAAUCCAUAAACUGGAUAUUAAAGAAGCUGGACUGCAGGUGCUGCACCAGAUGCCAAAGAAAAUUAUUCCGUUCGCGGAGGAACGUGGUGAUGCCGGGAAACGUGCGCGGCCAGAGGGACGUCUCCAUCGAGACUGAUGCUGUCAACGAGAGCGACACAGACGGGCGCCGGCUCUCAGGCGAGAUGAUCUCCAUGAAAGACUUCCUGGCCUCCAAUAAGGUCUCGCUGGCCAUCAUGCAGAAACAGCUGUCAGAAACUGCUAAUGGCUGUCCAAGGCAAAUGAGCUCUAAUGGAAAGCAAAACGGAUUCUCUGGUGGGGUUGGAGCCCUGGCGAUUAUGAAUAACAGGCUGGCCGAGACAAGUGUGGAUAGGUGA
Messenger RNA from Merops nubicus (carmine bee-eater), 960 nucleotides. It is a transcript of the gene KCNK13, whose product is annotated as potassium channel, subfamily K, member 13. Gene Ontology annotation, molecular function: potassium ion leak channel activity. Gene Ontology annotation, biological process: potassium ion transmembrane transport; stabilization of membrane potential. The record is from RefSeq and is a predicted model, not a curated record. Gene Ontology annotation, cellular component: membrane. Lineage: Eukaryota; Metazoa; Chordata; Aves; Coraciiformes; Meropidae. The transcript is spliced from 2 exons. Bases 1 to 960 code for a protein of 319 amino acids.